Molecule: messenger RNA, 1596 nt
Organism: Rhodotorula graminis WP1
Lineage: Eukaryota; Fungi; Basidiomycota; Microbotryomycetes; Sporidiobolales; Sporidiobolaceae
Exons: 5
Biological process (GO): transcription initiation at RNA polymerase I promoter
Cellular component (GO): nucleus
Molecular function (GO): RNA polymerase I general transcription initiation factor activity; RNA polymerase I core binding
Source: RefSeq, a predicted model, not a curated record
ACGCAGCUGCGCGCCUGGCUCGAGGCGCUCACGGCCGUCGUCUCGCGGCUCGACCAGUCGCACACGCCGCUCGUCGAGACCAUCCUCGCCGUGCCGUGGGCCGUCACCGAGGAGACGUUCGUGUCGGCGUACAUGCGCUUCGUCGGCGCCCUCAUCAGCGCGAGGACCGAGUGGCUCAAGGUCGUCCUCGAGCGUUGCGCGUCGCCGCACGCCCUCCCGCACCUCACCCGGCGCCUCGUCUACGCCCGCAUCCACAGCCUCCUCCGCCUCCUCCUCUCCCUCGUUCCGACCCUGUCGCCCUCGCUCUCGCCCCUCCUCGCCCUCCACUUUCCCUCGAAGCGCGACAUCCGCGCGGCCCAGAUCUGCUACAUCGACAACCUCCUCCUCCUCACCGAGUACUGCACGGCCCUGUCCGAGGACGUCCUGACGCUCAUCGUCGAGCGGGCGCUCAACAUCGACGUCGAGAUCCAGGGAGAGCCCGAGGACUGGGAGGAGAUGGAGGAGGAGAUGUUGGCGGCGGCCGAGGCUGAAGGGCCCGACGGCAAGAAGCGCGCCGCCGACACGGCCGUCGUCCUCGACCACCUCGCGUCGGCCCACGCCGACAGCCACAGCCUCGCGCGCAACAACACGUCGACGGUCCAGGCGCCGCCCAUCGCCUCGACGAGCGACGUGUUCGACGAGGCGUUCGCGCACACGGCCGACCAGCCGUCCGGCUCGCGCGAGGUGACGCCAACCGCCGACGCGCCGCUCCCGGCCGACAUCGUCGAGCGUCGCCUCACCCUGUUCCGCACCCUGCUCGACAUCUUCGACCGCACCCUCCUGCGCACCUUCAAGACCCGCAACGUCCAGUUCCUCCUCUUCUACCUGUGCUCGCUCGACGUGGCGUCGUCGGACCACUUUAUCGGCGUCCUCCUCGGCCGUGCCCUGUUCGACCAGGAGGCGCCCUCGGUCACUCGCGUCGCGGCAUCGGGCUACGUCGCGAGCUUCAUCGCCCGAGCGCAAUACGUCGACGCGGGCAUGACGCGCAAGGUCAUGCGGCACCUGUGCUCGUACCUCGAGGGCCACAUGGACGAGUUUGCGCGCGCCGCCGCCGUCGCGACGUCGAUCAAGGGCGCCGGCCCCGCAACCAUGGGCGGUCAAGAGCUGCCCGUCUUCUACGCCGUCGCGCAAGCCGCGUUCUACAUCUUCUGCUUCCGGUGGAGGGACCUCCUCGAGGAGGAGGACGAACUCGACGACGAGGCGGCGCUGUUCGGCCUCGACGCCGGGCGCAAGUGGAUGAUGGGCCUCGAGUCGCUCAAGAAGGCCGUCAGCUCGAGCUUCAACCCGCUCAAGGUCUGCGCCCAACCCGUCGUCAACCAGUUCGCCCAGAUCGCCCACAAGACGGGCUUCAUGUACUGCUACAACAUCAUCGACUCGAACCGCCGCGCGAGCUCGUACCGGGACCCGAACGCGCCGCCCGCCUCGGCGAUGGACUCGUUCUUCCCGUUCGAUCCCUUCAAGCUCCCCCUCUCGUCCGUCUACAUCGACCGCAUCUAUCGCGAGUGGGAGGGCGCCGACGACGAGGAGAGCACGACCUCGGGCGACAACUCGUCGUCG